GCGCUGAGCCGCGCGAGGAGAUGCGACAGGGCGCCGCGCCGCCGGCACCAUGCGCCCCCCGCCCGCGCUGGCCCUGGCCUCGCUUUGCCUGCUGGCGCUGCCCGCCGCCGCCGCCGCUGCCUACUUCGGCCUGACUGGGCGGGAGGUCCUGACGCCCUUCCCAGGGCUGGGCACCGCCGAGGCCCCCGCACAGGGUGGGGCCCACCUGAAGCAGUGUGACCUGCUGAAGCUGUCCCGGCGGCAGAAGCAGCUCUGCCGGAGGGAGCCUGGCCUGGCCGAGACCCUGCAGGAUGCUGCCCACCUCAGCCUGCUCGAGUGCCAGUUCCAGUUCCGACACGAGCGCUGGAACUGCAGCCUGGAGGGGAGGACGGGCCUGCUCAAGAGAGGUUUCAAGGAGACGGCCUUCCUGUACGCAGUGUCCUCGGCCGCCCUCACCCACACCCUGGCCCGGGCCUGCAGCGCCGGCCGCAUGGAGCGCUGCACCUGUGACGACUCUCCGGGCCUGGAGAGCCGGCAGGCCUGGCAGUGGGGCGUGUGCGGUGACAACCUCAAGUACAGCACCAAGUUCCUGAGCAACUUCCUGGGGCCCAAGAGAGGAAGCAAAGACCUGCGGGCCCGGGCGGAUGCUCACAACACCCACGUGGGCAUCAAGGCCGUGAAGAGUGGCCUCAGGACCACGUGUAAGUGCCACGGCGUGUCAGGUUCCUGCGCCGUGCGCACCUGCUGGAAGCAGCUCUCCCCCUUCCGCGAGACGGGACAGGCACUCAAGCUGCGCUAUGACUCUGCCGUCAAGGUGUCCAGCGCCACCAACGAGGCCUUGGGCCGCCUGCAGCUGUGGGCCCCCGCCCGGCCGGGCAGCCCCACCAAGGGCCUGGCCCCGCGGCCCGGGGACCUGGUCUACAUGGAAGACUCGCCCAGUUUCUGCCGGCCCAGCAAGUACUCGCCAGGCACAGCGGGCCGGGUGUGUUCGCGGGAGGCCAGCUGCAGCAGCCUGUGCUGCGGGCGGGGCUACGACACCCAGAGCCGCCUGGUGGCCUUCUCCUGCCACUGCCAGGUGCAGUGGUGUUGCUACGUGGAAUGCCAGCAGUGCGUGCGGGAGGAGCUGAUAUACACCUGCAAGCACUAGGUCCGCUGCCCGGGGUGCCCGGGGGUGCUGCCAGGACCCCACUGGGCGCUCGGCCACUGUGAGCAACCUCCCCAGGCAGGGACACAGGGCAGGCAGGCACUCCCUGAGGCACGUGCCCUUGCGCACGCCUCCUCUCUCGGCCGGGCUCAGCCACCUUUCCCUCCCUCGACACUCCAAGGAGAGAGGCUCUGGGGGGAGGGAGGACACCAGCACGGAGGGCCCCCAGCCUUUUCGGAGCAGGAGCGCUGAGUUGGAAAGAGGUGUGGGGCGGAAUAAGGGAGACCAAGAAGAGGCUAGGGUGGAGGUUUUUUAAGAGGGGCGACAUCCUGCUCUCUCCAUUCCUCUGGUGAGUGGCCUAGAGCCAACAAGAGGUUGGAAGGUGAGCUUCUGGGCCAGCAGGGCAUGGGGAGGCAGUGUCAGCUGGAGCCUGACCGGGAUGGGUCCUCCUGGCCUUGCUCAGGUCACAGUGAGCCCUGGGGGCCAUGCAGCUCUACCCCCAGGGGGCUUUGCCACGUUAGAGGCUGGGGGGAGAGGCAGGGAGGGAGGGGCUGUUUGUUCGCCCGAAGAAAGCCAGAUACAGGCCCCAGGGCCCCUUGUCCUUGACUUGGCUUUUAAAAUGCUCACCGAGGUCUCAUUCUUGCCUGGAGAGCUGAGUUGUCCUCGCCCACCCAGCCUUGCUCAGUAAGAGCCCUAGUGGAUGUGAGGCUGGUGGGGUCGCACAGUCCCUGGGUGGGUGCAGCUAGCGCACCGAGGCUGGACAGAGGGACAGUGACCCUUCCCCUGUGUUCCGGCUGGGGAAACUUUAGUCCCAGCCCAGGAGAGGGUGACAGCCUUUGGUCUGAGGCAGAGACGCAGAGAGCUCAGUCUCUCAGCCUCCCCCUAAGCCCGGUUUGGUUCACUGCCUAUGGCAGCGGUCCUCCUGUGCCGUGAGGCCCCAACACAGCUGACAUCCGUGACCCAGAAGAGUUCUGACUCUGCGUAACAUUGCCAUUCUGCUAGCUACUCAUCUAAUUAAGCUUUUGCCCUGGAGUUACAGGCGCGGGAACGUCUUGGCUAAGCCUGGUUCCUUGGGGGCCCCCUUCACUCACGGAUGGCCCCCACUCUGGCUCUUACCUGAGGAAUAGAAGCGACUUUGCUAAUUUCCUCUGAUCCUGUGGACAUUUCCAGUGCUACCCACCAAGGUCCUGUGUGGGAGGAGGAGAGAGUAACUGGUACAUACACCCAGGUAUACAUGCACGAGUGUGCGGGAGUAUGUAGGAACACACGCACACACACACGCGCGCGCGCGUGCGCACACACAGACCCCUUGGACCUGCCAGGCUGGAGGGUUCCCAUUUAGCAGCACACACUCUCUGGUUCAGAACCAGGACCUUGCAGGGGUCACUCCGCUGGAAGCUGAGUGCUUCCCCAGAGCAGGGCCUAGGGCCAGCUGGGAGGAAGUGACCUCCUUCGGGAAGCCCUUGACCGCUUCGCUGGCCCUGCCGUGCCCUCUGUCAGCUUCCUUUCUCCCUGAACCCGGAGUUGCUGACCCUCCGCUGAACAGAAACUUCAGAAUCAGCCCAAGGCUCAGAAACCACCAGUGGGAGCCCAGAAAGAAGGCCCGGGGUCUCUGGGACCUCCCGGGCUGAGAAGCUUCCCUGGCUUUGGGGGGUCAGGGCAGCCUGUGGGACACUGGAAGGAUCUCUGGCUGCAGAGAUUCUGAGGAGAAGCCAAACUUACCAGAGACCCCCCUCACUAGACUGACCUCUCUGGCCCAGGCAGCCGGCCCACCUCUUAUCAAGAAGAGCAAAAAGGAGAGCGGGCUGGUUUUCUAGGUUCUUCUACUCCCCCCACUACGUGGAGACUGUUUCUUGGCCAGUCCAAUCCAUCUUGUUCCUCUGAGACCCCAGCUCUCGGCAUAAGGCCCCAGAGGGCUCCCAGACAAGAAGAAGGGGCCUGAUCCACCAACUGACCAUCCGCACCCCAACCCCCCUGCUGGCUGGGGUUGCAGGAGGAUAAAGGCAGACUCUGAGGGACCAAGGAUGAAGCUGGCCUCCAACGCUGACGAACUAGGCCAAUAGCACGGGUGUGGGCUCUGAGGGCCCCUCGGCAUGUGGGGGAAGCCCCCCAUCUAGCCCUCUGUCUCUUCCAGCCCUUUUUUCUCCACCCCUUUCUCUUCUGGGUGCCCCCAAGGUCCACCUCAGCCCUGCGGGGGCCCCUCAUUCUACAGCUUUAAGGGAAAUGCUCACAGGGUAUUUUUUUUUUUUUUGUCUACCUCACAUAUGUAGUUUUUAGGGCAAAAGAGAAUAAUUUAUAUAGCUAAGAUAUAUGAGAAAAUAUUUAUGUAUAAUAUUUAUAUAAUUUCUAUAUUUCAUGGGCAGCACCUGUAGGGGUUGUGUGUGCUGUCAGAAACCGUCCGUCUGGGGAGACACCGCUCGACUGGACAGGGGCUACCUCUGAGCUGUUCCCAGGGGGCUGGGGUGUCUAGGAGUUUCCUGCAAGCAGCCUGUCUUGGCGCCGGUCAAAACGCAUCCCCUCUGUGCGUGAGCCCUGGUGGGCUUGGUCUGGAUCUUCCUUGUGGAGGUUUUGUAAAUUCUCUGUUCUUUUGGGUCCCAGGCCCCUCUUCUGCUCCAGUGACACUGUCCUGCUCAGAAUAACAAUGACACUUUGCAUUUGUAAAGCACUUCCGGUUUUCAGAAACACUGUUGUCCUUUUAAUCCCGCUUGAUUUCCCCCGUAAUCCCGAAUUGUAUGGAGUGGGGAGAGGGGGCUCAUACUGUACAGGGUUUAGAACUGGAGGGCUGUGCCCAACGUCACACUGAGGACGUCCGUUCAACAAGUAUUUACUAAAACUCUGCGUGGGUCCGGCACUGUGGGAGCUGACUUGCCUAAGAGCCCCAAAGCCUGGAGACACGUUGAGCCCAAGAGCCCAAGGAAAUAGCUGCUUCUUCAGUUGUGUGUGACCUUGGCCUUUCGGAUCUGGACACACAUCAGCCUCUCUCCAAAUGGAGGCAAGGACCCCAGGGGCUGCUCGAGAGGAUUGGGCCACAUCAUAGGGCCCCUCCUGGGCCGGAGAUGGGUUUUACUUGCUCUCAUUUGUGGUUUUCUCUUAAAAAUGAAUUGUUUUCCAUUGGAUUUUGGGCUUGCCUUGUGAAAUCAGUCGUGCUGGCCAGUGGGAUCUGCAUUCUUACCUGGUCACAGUCAGCAACAGGGAGGGAGCCCUAGGAGAGAAGCCGCAUGGGGGGGGUGGUUCCCAGUUUGCCCAGUACCCCCCCACCUCAGUCCACUUCAUUCAUGGAUGUUCCUGCCUGGCUCCUGUGGGCACAUGGUCUCCCUCCCCCUGUCCAGAUCAGCCCCGCAUCCCUGUGUCUUUCAUUGCCUGGCAGGCCCACAGGCAGACCCAUGCCAGCCCCAAAGAUUAUUUCUUGUUUUCCAGAGUUUUCUCUCUCAACAACCAUGAACUUCACGUGCUUUUUGUCUCAGCACAUUUUGGAAUUCUAGUGGGAGCUCUCGUAUACGGAGCACACAUGACGUCCAUCCGCUCAAUCAGCAAUCACGUGGGGGAGCCCUGGAUGAGCUCCAGGCACCUCUGUGCACUGGGGCAUAGCAGCGAGUGAAACCAAGUCCCUGCCUCAUGGGGCUGACAUUCUACGGGGGGAGAGAGACAAUAAACUCCA
Molecule: messenger RNA, 4781 nt
Organism: Lutra lutra (Eurasian river otter)
Lineage: Eukaryota; Metazoa; Chordata; Mammalia; Carnivora; Mustelidae
Gene: WNT9B
Product: Wnt family member 9B
Exons: 4
Coding region: 50-1126 (358 amino acids)
Biological process (GO): cell fate commitment; neuron differentiation; multicellular organism development
Cellular component (GO): extracellular region
Molecular function (GO): cytokine activity; frizzled binding
Source: RefSeq, a predicted model, not a curated record